Molecule: messenger RNA, 4332 nt
Organism: Drosophila albomicans
Lineage: Eukaryota; Metazoa; Arthropoda; Insecta; Diptera; Drosophilidae
Gene: fru
Product: sex determination protein fruitless
Exons: 7
Coding region: 16-2310 (764 amino acids)
Biological process (GO): regulation of transcription by RNA polymerase II
Cellular component (GO): nucleus
Molecular function (GO): protein binding
Source: RefSeq, a predicted model, not a curated record
UUUAUUGACAUCGAUAUGAUGGCCACGUCACAGGAUUAUUUUGGCAAUCCUUACGCACUUUUCCGCGGACCUCCAACCACAUUGCGUCCGCGUACCUCGCCCUUGGGCGUGGGUGCCCAUGCUCAUGUGGGUUAUGCGGCACUCGAUCUGCAGACUCCGCAUAAGCGGCACAUUGAGACGGAUGUGCGUGCACCGCCCCCGCCGCUGCCACCGCCGCCGUUAUCGCUACCGCUGCCGCCAACAUCGCCGAGGUACAACACUGAACAAGGAGCUAUGGACCAGCAAUUUUGUUUACGCUGGAACAAUCAUCCUACAAAUUUGACCGGCGUGCUCACCUCACUGCUGCAGCGUGAGGCGCUCUGCGAUGUCACCCUCGCCUGUGAGGGUGAAACAGUCAAGGCACAUCAAACCAUACUGUCAGCCUGCAGUCCAUAUUUCGAGACGAUUUUCCUACAGAAUCAGCAUCCACAUCCCAUCAUCUAUUUGAAAGAUGUCAGAUACUCAGAGAUGCGCUCCCUGCUCGACUUCAUGUACAAGGGCGAGGUCAAUGUGGGCCAGAGCUCGUUGCCCAUGUUUCUUAAAACCGCCGAAAGUCUGCAGGUGCGCGGUCUCACAGACAACAACAAUCUGAACUAUCGUUCCGAUUGCGAUAAGAUGCGCGACUCGGCCGCCAGUUCGCCAACUGGACGUGGUCCCAGCUAUGGGGGCCUCGGUGCCGAUGUUCGUGACUCUCGCGACUCGUUGCGCUCCCGCUGCGAACGCGAUCUGCGCGACGAUCUGCAGCGCAGCAGCAGCAGUCUCAGCCUCAGCGAACGCAGCUCGGCCGCUGCUGCUGCGGCGGCAGCGGCUGCCGCUGUUGCGGCCGCCGGUGGCAAUGUGAAUGCCGCUGUCGCUGCGCUGGGGCUGACAACCAGCGCCGGCGAACGAUCUCCCAGCGUGGGCAGCGCCAGUGCUGCUGCAGCUGCAAUGGCCGCCGCUGUGGCGGCUGCUGCCAAUCGGAGUGCGAGUGCCGAUGCACUGAAUAGUCGCGGCGAUGCAUGCAGCGAUCGGGGCAGCGAUAGAGGCACGCUCGAGCGUGCUGACAGUCGGGAUGAGUUGCUGCAGCUGGACUACAGUACUAAGGAUAACAAUAAUAGUAACAGCAACAACAACAACAACAACAAUAAUAAUAACAACAACAACAGCAGCAACAACAACAGCAGUAGUAGCAACAACAACAACAACAACAAUAGCAGCAGCAACAACAACAACAACAACCGAGAGCGCAAUGAUAGCAGAGACAGAGAUCGUGACAGGGAGCUCUCGACGACGCCGGUAGAUCAGCUGUGUAGUAGUAAGCGCAGACGUAAGAACUCAUCAUCCAACUGUGAUAAUUCGUUGUCCUCGAGCCAUCAUGCGAAUGCGGCCCACAUACAGGACAGGCACUACGCGCAGGACUCUCAGGCCAGUGCACACAGCAAUUUCAAGUCGAGUCCUGUGCCGAAGACAGGCGGCAGCACAUCAGAGUCGGAGGAUGCGGGCGGCUGCAGACGCGAUUCCCCCCUGUCCAUGACAGUCGGACAUCUGGGCGUGGGCGGUGGCAAUGUGGGCGCGGCCAGUAUUAAGCAGGAGCUAAUGGAUGCACAGCUGCAGCAACAGCAGCAUCGCGAGCAUCAUGUCGCCCUGCCUCCCGAUUACUUGCCGAGCGCCGCCACAAUGAAAAUGCACGCCGAGGACAUGACAACGCUCCUGACACAGCAUGCGCUGCAGGCCGCCGAUGCGCGGGAGGAGCACAACGACGCCAAACAGUUGCCACUCGAUCAGACGGACAACAUUGACGGCGCCUCUGUUCGUCACCAUCUCUCGACACCGCUCUCGACCUCAUCGUCGGCCUCGCCACCCCCGCCCCCCUUCGGGAUGCAUCUGUCGGCGGCCCUGAAGAGCGAAUACAAUCCGUUGCACUACAUACGCGCCGCCGGCAACAAUGGCCACAACAGCGCCGGGGGCACGCCCCCCGCCCACGGUGGCUAUAAUCAGGCACACGCGGCCGCCUUGGGCGGAUCGAGCACACCGACGAGCACCGGGCACAAUUCACAUCACACCAUGUCGUACCACAAUAUGUUCACGCCGUCCCGCGAUCCCGGCACCAUGUGGCGCUGUCGCUCCUGCGGCAAGGAGGUCACCAAUCGUUGGCAUCACUUUCACUCCCACACCGCCCAGCGAUCGAUGUGUCCCUAUUGCCCGGCCACCUACAGUCGGAUCGACACGUUGCGCUCGCAUCUGCGGGUCAAGCAUCCGGAUCGUCUGCUCAAGCUGAACUCCUCGAUAUAAGGAUAUGCAACAGCAAACGAGAGAAAUCCCAACAACUACAACUACAAAGCACAGCAAAAAAAAUAUAUAAAUAUAUAUAAAAGAAAGUAAUGAAAACUGGCGCGCAAAUUUAUUAAAAGAAAAAGAAAAAGAUAAAAGCGUUUCCUACUAAAGUGUAAGUUAUUUUUGACUCGGGAGUCCUAUGAACAUCCAUCGAUAUCUAAAAAUAGUAUAAAAACAGAUCCUUACUGUAUGUAAUCCUUUGCAUUUAGUCGCCUCCAAAGUCGCUUGUACAUGAAAACAAUGAAAUGAAUUCGAUUUAACGCCUCAAGCAAUAACCCAAAACAUAUAGAACCGAAGAUGCUAAAAAGAAAAACUAAAAACUAAAUAAAUAAAUAACAAUAUAAUACAGCAGGCAUACAUAUAUACAAGUACAGAUAUAAAUAUAUAAAACCACGUAUAUAUGCUUAGUAUAAAUACAAAGAACAUACCAUAUAUGAAUGGCUAGUUUUAACUCUCUUUUUUCCUAACAACAACAAAUGUAACGAGCAAGAUGCAUAAAAACACACUGAUAUGAAAAAGGAGGAGGACUAAUCGAGAUAUAGAGAGCGCGAUAUAUAUUCACUUGAAAACGGUUUCGGUUGCUUGACAAGGAAAUUGGAAAAUUGGAAGCAAAAUUUGAAUUGAUGUUAAAUCGAACUACAAACAAAAAACUUUAAAGGUUUCUGCGUGUUGUUUCCUAAUCCAAAACAAAAGAAAACACAAAAAAAUAAACCUACACAUAUGCUACACAUUAUAAUUACAUUUAAAAUUAAAAUUACAAAUUUAAAUAAUAAUGAUAUGAUGAAUAUAUACUAUAUAUACACAUAAAUGUAAAGCGUUUAGUUGCAAACAAAAAAAAAAGAAAAGAAAAUAACGUUAAGCGUUAAAGUAAAAUUUAAAUGUAAAACAGUCAAAGUCCCCUUACUCGUACUACUCAUAAAUAUCAGAUGUCACAUUAGUAUUUAGUUUGCAUACACACACACACACACCCACACACACACACAUAUACAUAUAUGUAUGUAUAUGUUUGUAUAUAUAAUUUGUUUAAUUUUACCACCUAAUUUUAAUCGUAUUGAUAAUAAUUUGCAAAGAGUACAUUACACACAUUACUCAAAGAACUACGAAGAAAUUUUGAUAUACCUCAGAUGCAUUUCAGUUUUAUUGUUGAUGGAUUGCUUAAUUUUAAAGAAAAUCAAAUAGAAACUACUACUACUACUACUAUGUUAAUUUAAUUGCCACACACACACACAUACACACAAAUAUACACACACACACAAGCGCAUACAUAAGUAAAUGGCAAAUCAUUUGAAAUGUUUGUUUGUUUAUUUUUGAAUUGUUUGUUUUCUUAGAUUCUUAGUUGAGCGUGUAAAUGUGUUUUUAACCUUUUUUUUGUAUGUAUGGUUAAAGUUCUUGAUAAGUUGUAAGUUUUUAGACUAAAUGCGAACCACUUGAACCACCUCACAUUUUUUGUUAAACAUUAAUUAAUAAGCUUGCUUAUAUAUUUAUACAAACUACAAACUAUAAAUACAAAUACAACUACAAGAAUAAAAAUUAAUUGAUAAAUACAAAAAAAAAAAUAAAAAUAAAGUAAACAACAUAUAAAAAUAUAUAAAUUAAAUAAUUUGUGUAAAACUUUAAAUAUAAUCAAAGUUGAAUUCAAAACAAAAACAAAAAAAAUCAUAUCAGACGUUGCUAAGUAAAGUCAAUGUUAAAUCGAAACAAAAUUAAUUUCAAAUUAAAAAAAAAAAAAAACAACUUACUUCUUGUAAGUUACUAAUACUACUACAAACUUAUGCUAAUUAGAAUCCAUCAGACCAUUUGAGAACUUUAUUCUAAUACUAUUUGAACGUCCUUGCGUUAUGUAAUUAAUUUUAAACAUUUUGUGAUAGGCAAAAUUAUGGUUUGGCACUUAUUCAAAAUGAUUACAAACUAAACACACAAAAACAAAGCAAACACACAAACAAAAAAAAAAUAAAAAUAAAAAAUCAAUGUGAUAUUUUC